AUGGCGCUGAAGGAAGAAAGAGAGCAACAAUUGAAGCUAGAGCUGGAAAAAGAGAAGUUGGCAGCUGAAAGAGCCAAGGAAGAAAGAGAAGCUAAAGAGCGACAGCUGAAGGAAGAAAGAGAGCAAGAAUUGAAGCUAGAGCUGGAAAAAGAGAAGUUGGCAGCUGAAAGAGCCAAGGAAGAAAGAGAAGCUAAAGAGCGACAGCUGAAGGAAGAAAGAGAGCAACAAUUGAAGCUAGAGCUGGAAAAAGAGAAGUUGGCAGCUGAAAGAGCCAAGGAAGGAAGAGAAGCUAAAGAACGAGAGCUGAAGGAAGAAAGAGAGCAACAAUUGAAGCUAGAGCUGGAAAAAGAGAAGUUGGCAGCUGAAAGAGCCAAGGAAGAAAGAGAAGCUAAAGAGCGAGAGCUGAAGGAAGAAAGAGAGCAACAAUUGAAGCUAGAGCUGGAAAAAGAGAAGUUGGCAGCUGAAAGAGCCAAGGAAGAAAGAGAAGCUAAAGAGCGACAGCUGAAGGAAGAAAGAGAGCAACAAUUGAAGCUAGAGCUGGAAAAAGAGAAGUUGGCAGCUGAAAGAGCCAAGGAAGAAAGAGAAGCUAAAGAGCGCCAGCUGAAGGAAGAAGAGAGCAACAAUUGAAGCUAGAGCUGGAAAAAGAGAAGUUGGCAGCUGAAAGAGCCAAGGAAGAAAGAGAAGCUAAAGAGCGACAGCUGAAGGAAGAAAGAGAGCAACAA
Messenger RNA from Rhipicephalus sanguineus (brown dog tick), 722 nucleotides. Its product is annotated as axoneme-associated protein mst101(2)-like. Bases 1 to 627 code for a protein of 208 amino acids. NCBI's taxonomy places the organism in Eukaryota, Metazoa, Arthropoda, Arachnida, Ixodida, Ixodidae. The transcript is spliced from 3 exons. The record is from RefSeq and is a predicted model, not a curated record.